AUGUCUCAGUACGUUGGCAAGACCAUUUCGCUAGUGUCCAAAAGCGACAUCCGCUAUGUGGGCACGUUGCAUGAGAUCAGCUCUGAAAAGUCCUCGGUUUCGCUGACCCAGGUGGUUAGCUAUGGAACCGAGGGCAGACUGCAAGGAAUGAACGAGAUUCCGCCGUCUGCACGCAUCUUUGAGUUUAUUGUUUUCAAGGGCGACGAUGUCAAGGAUCUGCAAGUCAUCGAGGCACCUCCUGCCCAAGUUCAAGCCCAGCAAAUCCAGGCACAGAUGCAGGCCGCCUACUACAUGAGCCAGCCGCCGGCCCAGGCUGCUCCAACAGAGCCGCGGGCACAGCCCAAGGAAGAGCCCCGAGCACCGGCCAAGGAAGAGCCCCGAGCACCUCCCAAGGAAGAAGAUCAGGCACCACCCAAGCAGAGCUCGCCGGCAAAGGAGCCACACCCCGAAAACUCUAAUAACGACGAAUUUGAUUUCGUCUCGAGUGGCCAAAAGUUCCAGGACGCUAUCAAGUCCGACCGCCCCGCUGCGGAGGGCGCCAAUGUGUACAAUAAAAAGUCUUCCUUUUUCGACAAUCUUACCGCUCCUGCCGACGAGGACCGCGAUUCCCGCCGCCAGAGAGAACGCGAGCUCAAUUCCGAAACGUUUGGUGAAUCGGCCGAGCACUACCGGUCAGAUUGGUCUCGCGGCAGAGGUCGCGGUCGCGGUCGCGGUCGCGGUCGUGGCUGGGGCCGUGGUAGAGGUAGCGGUCGCGGUCGCGGCCCCAAUGUCCCAGAUGAUGCUUAA
Molecule: messenger RNA, 786 nt
Organism: Wickerhamiella sorbophila
Lineage: Eukaryota; Fungi; Ascomycota; Dipodascomycetes; Dipodascales; Trichomonascaceae
Product: Protein decapping 5
Exons: 2
Coding region: 1-786 (261 amino acids)
Molecular function (GO): RNA binding
Source: RefSeq, a predicted model, not a curated record